AUGGCCUUAACCCUAAACAAGCUCCUUCUCUUCUCAUGCCUUAUUUCCUCCACCGUACUCACCGCGAAGUCUGAACUCCUAACCUCCAAGCGAGAGAAGCUCACUCGCUUCCACGUCUACGCACAGGACAAAAACACCGGGACCAACGCCACUGUCGUAAACGUAGCGCAGGCAUCGACCACCAACCAGUCCGCCACGUCAUUCGGUCUAGUUGGGGUUGUCGACGAUGAAUUGACUGUGGGCCCCGAGAUGAGCUCGAAGAACUUGGGUAGGCUACAGGGCAUGGUGAGGGAAAUGCCCAUCGUGGGUGGAACUGGUCUAUUCCGGUUGGCCCGGGGUUAUGUCCAUACCAGCACUUACUCAGCAGACCCGAAGACUGGAGUUCUCGUUCUUCUGAACUAUUCAUGGGAUAUGUGCCAGAUUGGAAACCUGUGCAGCUCUCCUGUUACUGAGAGUUUUGUUGUUUACGAGCGAGCUUUCCAUUUAUUCUCCGACUACGACAUAGGGUGA
Molecule: messenger RNA, 510 nt
Organism: Eucalyptus grandis
Lineage: Eukaryota; Viridiplantae; Streptophyta; Magnoliopsida; Myrtales; Myrtaceae
Product: dirigent protein 21-like
Exons: 4
Coding region: 1-510 (169 amino acids)
Source: RefSeq, a predicted model, not a curated record